This is a messenger RNA of Aspergillus neoniger CBS 115656, 603 nucleotides long. RefSeq lists its product as uncharacterized. The transcript is spliced from 4 exons. The coding region runs from base 1 to 603 and encodes 200 amino acids. The record is from RefSeq and is a predicted model, not a curated record. Lineage: Eukaryota; Fungi; Ascomycota; Eurotiomycetes; Eurotiales; Aspergillaceae.
AUGAAUUAUCAGACGAUAUCAUGGUUCAUUUAUAAUACUUGCAGUCACUGCACCAUCAAAUUUAACGACGUGCCCUUCCAGAAGCAGUCCAGAAACAAAAUUCCAUUGUAUGAAAUUGAGCACAGCAUCCUCCUGAACAAAUCACAGCGCGACAAAGUUGCCCAGGCCAUCACCCACACCCACACCCGCAAGUUUGCCACUCCUAGCUUGUUCGUGAAUGUCCGCUUCACGGAUGCUAAUAGCCAGCAUAAUUAUGUGGCCGGCAAGGAGCGUGCCAUUAACCGCAUUAUGGCGUAUGUUCGGGUGGGUGGAACACGAACAACGGCCGACUUUGAUGACCUUGCGCAGCGUCUCUCGGAGGCUUGGGAUAAAGUUGUCACUAAGAACGGAGGGGCUUCCAAGGAGAGACAACUGAAUGCCGUGUUUGUGUUGGGUGCAAUUACGACAGGCACGGAGAGCGGGUUUCUGUUACCGCGGGCUGGAGAGGAUGCUAGUUGGCUCAAGUCUAAUGCUACGAAGUUCCAGGAGCUGGCGAAGCAAGGGGAUGGGGACUUUGCUGAGUUGGUUGGAGAGAUGCGGAGUAGGGAUGAUCUAGCUGUUUAA